Molecule: messenger RNA, 1362 nt
Organism: Humulus lupulus (European hop)
Lineage: Eukaryota; Viridiplantae; Streptophyta; Magnoliopsida; Rosales; Cannabaceae
Product: deSI-like protein At4g17486
Exons: 4
Coding region: 372-1121 (249 amino acids)
Biological process (GO): protein deubiquitination
Molecular function (GO): deubiquitinase activity
Source: RefSeq, a predicted model, not a curated record
GUCCAAACUCCGGGGUUCUUUUUCUCCUUAAAAUUCCAAAUUAGCCCUCCCCUCCUCCUUCUCCCGAUAAUUAAAUAAUCGAAAUGAGUCCGUACAAAAUUACGGGUUUGCUUUGCUUUUUUGCUUCCCUUUCUGAAAUUUGAUUCUCAAAUAGUGGAACUAUCUGAGUGUCUAAAUUCAAGAAUUAGACAUUUUUAGGGCUCAACAUUUUCAAAAAUUCCCAAUUUCGCACGAGAGAGCUCCAAGAGUGAAAUUGUGGAGUUGGAGAAAAGAGUGGCGGAAUUGGAUUUUUUGAAUCUCAGAUUUGAAUAUUACAGAGAGAGAAAGAGGGAAAAAAAUAUAAAGGUUAGGGUUUUUGGAGGAAGAAGAAGAUGACGGAGGUGGUAUUGCAUAUUUACGAUGUGACGAAUAGUGGAUCCGAGAAAACGAACAACACCAUUGUUCAGAUCAAUAAGAUCUUCAAGGACGGGAUUGGUCUCGGUGGUAUUUUUCACAGCGCCGUACAGGUUUUUGGUGGGGAUGAAUGGUCAUUUGGGUUCUGUGAACAAGGAUCUGGCGUUUUUAGUUGCCCUGCGGGAAAGAAUCCAAUGUAUUCCUACCGUGAAGCCAUUGUCCUUGGAAAAACAAACUUUCCGAUUUUCAAGGUCAAUCAGAUCUUGAGGGAGCUUAGUAGAGAGUGGCGUGGAGAUUCAUAUGAUUUACUUUCGAAAAAUUGCAAUCACUUUUGUGAUGAAUACUGUGAAAGGCUUGGUGUGCCAAAGCUUCCAGGUUGGGUGAAUCGUUUCGCUCAUGCUGGUGAUGCUGCCAUGGAAGUUGCAGGAACCACAGCAUUACGGUUUAGACAAGCAAAAACAGAGAUUGUGACAGCAAGCAAAGUGGCAUAUCGUUUUCUCUUGGGUGUUUCCAACAAUGUUGCAGCUUCUACUGAAUCCUCUGGAAAUUCAAACAGAGGCUCCCCUAGAUUUCAAGGUGCUUGGUUUAAGAACCUGGUUACAAAUGGUGCUAAACCGUCAACAAGUUCAGAAAUUGAGAAUCAAGAAGAGGAUGUUCGCCAGCAACAUCCACAUUUAGCUUCAAUGUCACCGCAGCGGCAAAAUUCACAGUCACGACAUGACAUCUGAAUGUUAGUAUGUAAAACAUGCUUGUUAUGUGAAGUAGCUGAAACCAUGCAUAAAUUCUUGACUUUUGUUAUUCAUUUGUGUAUGAAUGUAAAAUUUUCAUUUAUUGUUUUAACUGAAAUCUACUUAUAGAUGCCCCCAAGAAGCUAAAAGCCAAGGUACUUUAUUAGAUUUGUUCUUAUAGUGCGUGUAUAUGGGACGCUACCAAAUGUUCCUUCUAAAUCGAUGUCAAUGUUUUUGAUAA